GGCGAAACCUCCGUCUCCGUGGCGCAACAAAACGAGAUCCAGCGAAGAAAUCGGGCCAAGGUCCUGCCGGGGGUUUGCUCAACAGCCAUUCCUGCGAACAGUCAGUUUCAAGUGCGACAGGUUAUCCCCCUGCUGAACAUCCAAGUCCUCGUCUUUGGUAGUGGAGUUUACGCCAACGGUCUAGAACUUCGAGACCAAGAGAAGGGUCUCGUCUACUUAAAUCUGCCGACUGAGGAGAUCAGACAGAAAGUCAUCAGAUGGGUCCACGAAUCCAUCGAGGAGACAAGCGAGCUAUUUCGAUUGAAUUUCCUCAAAGAGAAUUGGCUUCAACCGGCCGACCCUAUUCCUACCUUCUAG
Molecule: messenger RNA, 357 nt
Organism: Dibothriocephalus latus
Lineage: Eukaryota; Metazoa; Platyhelminthes; Cestoda; Diphyllobothriidea; Diphyllobothriidae
Source: the annotation of a GenBank genome assembly